Merops nubicus (carmine bee-eater) is the source of this 2038-nucleotide messenger RNA. It is a transcript of the gene INTS10, whose product is annotated as integrator complex subunit 10. The transcript is spliced from 16 exons. Gene Ontology annotation, biological process: snRNA processing. The record is from RefSeq and is a predicted model, not a curated record. Lineage: Eukaryota; Metazoa; Chordata; Aves; Coraciiformes; Meropidae. Gene Ontology annotation, cellular component: integrator complex. Bases 1 to 2028 code for a protein of 675 amino acids.
AUGUGGUGUCCUUCCGUCCUGCAGUAUGAGAUGUACACGAUUGAGAGGAAUGCUGAACGGACAGCGUCUGCGGGCAGGCUGCUCUACGACAUGUUUGUGAAUUUUCCGGACCAACCUGCUGUAUGGAGGGAGAUUAGUGUUAUUACAUCAGCGUUAAGGAAUGACUCUCAGGACAAGCAGACACAGUUUUUAAGAGGGCUAUUUGAAACCCUUCCUGGUCGGGUGCAGUGUGAAAUGCUGCUGAAGGCCACAGAGCAGUGCUUCAACACGCUAGAACGGGCCGAGAUGCUGCUGCUGCUGCUGCGGCGCUUCCCAGAGACCGUGGUGCAGCACGGGGUAGGCCUUGGAGAAACACUAUUAGAUGCUGAAAAUAUUGAAGACCAAGAAUCUCCAGUGAAUUGUUUUAGAAAAUUAUUUGUUUGUGAUGUUCUUCCUCUAAUAAUUAACAACCCUGAUGUUCGACUUCCUGCCAGCUUGUUGUAUAAAUACCUGAAUAAAGCAGCAGAAUUCUAUAUUAACUAUGUAACUAGAUCUGCACAGACAGAAAGCCAAUAUCAAGGUUCACAAGAUUCCACUGAUAUUAUGUCUCCAAGCAAGCGUAGCUCUCAGAAAUACGUCAUAGAUGGUCUGACAGAGAAAUCAUCCCAGAUUACAGAUCCUUGGGAGAGGCUAUUUAAAAUACUGUCUGUGGUGGGAAUGAGGUGUGAAUGGCAAAUGGACAAGGGAAGAAGAAGUUUUGGUGAUAUUUUGCACCGAAUGAAAGACCUCUGCAGAUACAUCAGUAACUUUGAUAGUGAUGCACAUGUUAAAUAUAAGAAUCAAGUAGUGUAUUCCACGAUGUUGGUCUUCUUCAAAAAUGCAUUCCAGUACGUCAGCAACAUCCAGCCAUCACUCUUUCAAGGUCCAAAUGCUCCGAACCAAACCCCGCUGGUUCUUCUGGAGGAUGUGAGCAACAUCUAUGGUGAUACAGAUAUUGAUCGUAACAAACACAUACACAAAAAGAGGAAACUUGCAGAAGGAAGAGAAAAACCAAUGAGCUCAGAUGAUGAGGAUCCUUCUGGGAAGGCACGAAGUCGCCACAUUACAGUAAACAAGGCAGAUCUUGCAAACUCUGUUGAAGUACUGGAGAGCUUUAAGCUGGCAAGAGAGAGCUGGGAGCUGCUCUAUUCUCUGGAAUCACUCGACAAAGAGUUCACCAGAAUUUGUUUGUCUUGGAAGACAGACACCUGGCUUUGGUUAAGAAUCUUUCUUACAGACAUGAUCAUCUACCAGGGUCAGUACAAAAAAGCAAUUAGCAGCCUACAUCACUUGGCAGCUCUUCAGGGAUCUCACUCUCCACAGCAAAUUACAGGCCAAGGAUCACUAGAAAAUCAGAGAGCUCUAAUCCAGUUAGCAACAUGCCACUUUGCCCUCGGAGAAUAUCGGCAAACAUGUGAAAAAGUGCUUGACCUCAUGUGCUGUAUUUUACUUCCAAUACAAGAAGGAGGGAAAGUACAAGAGGAGCAACCUAAAGUGAAGUCUAAGUUCAGGAAAGGGUCUGAUUUGAAGCUUUGGCCAUGUACCAGUAGAGCUAUCAUGCCUUACUGCCUUCAUCUAUUGCUGGCUUGUUUCAAGCUCAGAGCUUUCACAGACAACAGAGAUGAUAUGGCGCUGGGCCACGUAGUUGUUCUGCUUCAGCAUGAGUGGCCAAGGGGUGAGAACUUGUUCCUGAAAGCCAUCAACAAAAUCUGCCAACAAGGAAACUUCCAGUAUGAGAAUUUUUUCAACUAUGUCACAAAUAUUGAUAUGUUGGAGGAAUUUGCUUAUUUAAGAACACAGGAAGGAGGGAAAAUUCAUCUGGAACUGCUGCCAAAUCAAGCAAUGCUGAUCAAGCACCACACAGUCACCCGGGGCAUAACGAAAGGCGUGAAGGAGGAUUUCCGCCUGGCCAUGGAGCGCCAGGUCUCGCGCUGUGGGGAGAACCUCAUGGUGGUCUUGCACAGGUUCUGCAUUAAUGAGAAGAUCCUGCUGCUUCAGACGCUGGCCUGAAGGGGCUGGA